This is a messenger RNA of Diversispora eburnea, 1956 nucleotides long. The record is from the annotation of a GenBank genome assembly. NCBI's taxonomy places the organism in Eukaryota, Fungi, Glomeromycota, Glomeromycetes, Diversisporales, Diversisporaceae.
AUGGGUCAGAGCCUUUCGGUUUUUAAUGAAUUGCCCAGAACGAUAACUUCAUCGAAGAAACGUUCAGCGUUAUUGGCUCUGAUAAUUAUCCUUGGAUACCUUGCUAAAAAACGUGUUGAAGAAAAGAAAAGGCAAUCUCGUUCUAUUGCUCGGAAUUCUGCGAGUGGUCAAGAUAAUAGAAGCCGACCGACAAAGAGGGUUGGAGUUGACGCGCAAUUUUUUGCUCAAAUAAAAAAAUUGUUGCCUAUUUGUAUACCUGGUAUUGCUUCAAAAGAAACUGCAUUACUUUUUAGUUUGGCAAUGGUUUUAAUUGCACGCACUUGGCUUGAUAUAUGGUUUUCCGGUUUCAAUGGUCAUAUUGUUAAAGCUAUCGUAUCUCGUGAUCGGAAAGCAUUUAUUGCACGAGCAUACGCUCAUAAAGAAUAUUUGAAGGAUAUCACUUUUUAUAAGAUAACCAAUAUAGAUAAUAGAAUCCAAAAUGCUGAUCAAUUGUUGACACAGGAUAUCGAUAAAUUUGCGGAUAAUCUAAGUCAUUUGUAUUCAGAUAUUGCUAAACCUAUUGUAGACAUGGUCUUGUUCGCUUACAAAUUAGGUGAAGCCAUUGGGCAAGAAGCACCAAUUUACAUUAUUGGAUAUUUUAUGGCUUCUGGUGCUAUUCUUCGUGCAUUUUCUCCACCAUUCGGAAAAUAUACCGCCAUUGAACAAAAACUUGAAGGAGAUUUUAGAUUCACUCAUUCACGUAUAAUUACACAUUCGGAAGAAAUUGCGUUUUAUGGUGGUAAUGAAAGAGAAUUAGAAGUUGUUAAUGGAAGUUUUGAUAAGAUUGUGAAGCACGUUAAGAAAAUAUAUAGACUUAGAUUUAUAAAUGGAAUAUUUGAUUCCGUAUUGGUUAAAUACUGUGCAACAAUGACAGCUUAUUAUUUAUUAGCAAGACCAGUAUUUGAUGAAAGAUAUGCAACGGAAUUUAUGGGUAAAUUUGACACUGAUCCCACAAAAAUUAUGGAAGAUUAUUCAAGAAAUUCUGGUUACCUUGUAAAUUUGUCACAAGCCGUAGGUAGAUUGAUUUUAGCAGGUCGAGAUCUAACCAGAUUUGCAGGUUACACAUCUCGAGUUGCUGAGCUUUUUGAUGUCCUCGAGGAUGUUAAUAAUGGUAGAUAUGAACGUACCAUGAUAAGCAAAGAUUCAACUGUGACACCAAGUGAUAUUAAAGGAAAAGUUAUAACGAAAGAUGGAGUUAUUAUAUUUGAAAAAGUUCCUAUAAUUACACCUAAUAAUGAUGUAUUGGUUGAAACAGGAAUGAAUUGUCUUAUUUCAGGACCUAAUGGAUGCGGAAAAAGUUCUCUAUUCCGUAUUCUAGGAGAUUUGUGGCCAUUGUUUGAUGGAAUCGUUACAAAGCCACCACCUUCCAAACUUUUUUAUGUGCCUCAAAAACCAUAUUUAGCAUUGGGAACAUUCAGAGAUCAAAUAAUUUAUCCCGACUCUGAAACUAUUGCUAAUUCUAAAGGAUAUGAUGAUCAAAGGCUCAUGGAAUUACUCAAUGUAGUUCACUUAGAUUAUUUAGUUGAGAGGGAAGGUGGUUGGGAAUCAGUUCAAGAUUGGGCAGAUGUUUUAUCUGGUGGUGAGAAACAGAGAGUGGCUAUGGCAAGACUCUUUUAUCAUAGACCACAAUUUGCAAUUUUGGAUGAGUGUACCAGUGCAGUCAGUGUAGAUGUUGAAGGUAUAAUGUACACUCAUGCUCGAGAAUUGGGAAUUACAUUAUUUACAGUUUCACAUAGACAUUCAUUGUUAAAUAUCAUGAGUGGUUACUUAGAUUUGAUGGAGAAGGUAGUUACGUAUUCAGAAGAUGAUGACUCUAUAACACCAUUUGCUUUCUCUCGUAAUAAAACUGGUAAACAGAAAUUCACUCAAGAUGGUGAUCAAAGUGAAAAUAAAGAUGAUCAAAGUGAUGAAUUUUGA